This is a messenger RNA of Aedes aegypti (yellow fever mosquito), 986 nucleotides long. RefSeq names its product brachyurin. Bases 39 to 923 code for a protein of 294 amino acids. Gene Ontology annotation, biological process: proteolysis. Gene Ontology annotation, molecular function: serine-type endopeptidase activity. The transcript has a single exon. The record is from RefSeq and is a predicted model, not a curated record. Lineage: Eukaryota; Metazoa; Arthropoda; Insecta; Diptera; Culicidae.
CAGUAAGACCAGUAGUCAAAUUUGACUGUGACCCUACAAUGAAAAUUCUAGUGUUGUUGGUUGGUCUCCUGGCUGUGGCCAGUGCCGAGUGGAUCGAAAUCGAUUGGUCGCAGGUGCGUCCUAUUGAGGAAUUUGACCACUAUUGGGCCCGUCUGCCAGCUGAGCUGCAAUAUUUGCGUCAAUUGCUACCGGAACGCCGCAUCACCAAUGGACAACAGGCAACCCCCGGACAGUUCCCGUAUCAGAUUGCUCUGCUCAGUACUUUCGCCGCAGGAACCGGUCUGUGCGGUGGAACCGUCCUGACCAACAACUUCAUCCUGACUGCUGCUCACUGUGUCCAGAACGCUUUUGGAGGUACCGCCAUCAUGGGAGCCCACAACCGCAAUUUAAAUGAGGCUACCCAGCAACGCAUUGCAUUCACUUCGGCCGGAAUCAACAUGCACCCUGGAUACACCCCAACGAAUAUUCGUAACGACAUUGCUACCGUUCGUCUGAACAGCGCCAUGACCUUCAACGCUCGUGUAGCUCCCACUCGCAUUCCAGCUGCUGGAGACUCCCGUACCUUUGCCGGUAUGACCGGUACCGUUUCUGGAUUCGGCCGCACCUCAGAUGCUAGCCAGGCCACCUCUGCUGUCGUCAUGUUCACCAACAACCCUAUCAUGACCCAGGCCGAUUGUCUUUCCAGCUGGGGUGGAAACACCAACUUGAUUCAGGCUCAGAACAUCUGUAUGUCCGGAGCGGGCGGUCGCUCUGCUUGCAACGGUGACUCGGGUGGCCCACUGACUGUUAGGGAUGGCGGAAACAGCCUACAGGUCGGUAUUGUGUCCUUCGUUUCUGCUGCCGGAUGUUCGAUUGGUAUGCCUUCGGUGUACGUUCGCGUCACUUUCUUCAGAAACUGGAUUUUGGCUAACUCGGAUCUGUAAACUGAUAAAUUGUCUAAAUAAAUCCCUAAUUCUUGAUUGUUUUUAUAUUAAUGGACAAUUUUA